AUGUGGGCAUGCAAGAGGCUGAACUUUGAUCUAGCAAGUGCGGGGAAAGUCCGGAAGCUGCAACUAAACCAGUUGGUCGAAUGGCGAAAGGACACGUACGAAAAUGCCAAGAUCUAUAAGGAGAGAACCAAGAAGUGGCAUGAUGACCGCAUAAACAACCGCAUGUUCGUCGAACAUGUAUUAUUGUUUAAUGCACGUUUGCGAUUGUUUCCAGGGAGGUUGAAGUCUCGCUGGUCUGGGCCAUUCCGCAUCAAGACUAUAUUUUCCCACGACGCAGUGGAACUAACAACUGAAGACAGAAACAACGCAUUUAAAGUCAGUGGUCAACGAAUUAAGCAUUACUACAGGGGCGAUGUGGAUCAACGCAUGGAGACCAUUGACUUGGGCAAGCAGGAUUAA
Molecule: messenger RNA, 399 nt
Organism: Benincasa hispida (wax gourd)
Lineage: Eukaryota; Viridiplantae; Streptophyta; Magnoliopsida; Cucurbitales; Cucurbitaceae
Source: RefSeq, a predicted model, not a curated record